Exophiala oligosperma is the source of this 2580-nucleotide messenger RNA. RefSeq lists its product as hypothetical. The transcript is spliced from 2 exons. Gene Ontology annotation, molecular function: RNA binding. The coding region runs from base 386 to 1297 and encodes 303 amino acids. Lineage: Eukaryota; Fungi; Ascomycota; Eurotiomycetes; Chaetothyriales; Herpotrichiellaceae. The record is from RefSeq and is a predicted model, not a curated record. Gene Ontology annotation, cellular component: mRNA cleavage and polyadenylation specificity factor complex.
CGACUGGCUCACGCAUAUCUCCCGCCGCGGCAUCGAUUCCAACUCAUUUCGGAGAGAAGUGGCCUCGACGUUUGCGACGCUUGCUUGCGGACACCCCCACUCCUCGAUCACUACCCACAUACAUCAGAGACAAGAUGAUGGACUCGGACGAAGAUGAUAUAUACCCUGAACAUAAUGACACGGACGAACAGCAGCAGCAGCAGCACCAAGCGGAGGUGAAAAUGGAAGACGUCGAGGACGGAGAAGAAGAAGGCGAGGAAGUCGAAGACAGCGACGACGAUGUCGAUUUCAUCAUAGACGCAAAAGAAGACGUCAAACCUGAUCCUUCAUCGUCGGUCCUACCUCCCUACCUCUCCCGGGGCUUUCUAAUUCAUGUACUCCGUACAUGCGACGCCCAACCCAAGGCACACCCCCGCUAACAUUUUGGUUCGGUAGACAACCCAAACGAGGAGUACCAGGCCUCACCACACCCGUUCCCACCACCGUAGACCCGCGAAAAGCCUCGUCGACGACGCCUCAACCGAUUGUCAACAAACCAGGCACCCCUGCCGACCACUCUCAACAACGGCCCGACUCCCAACCACCACCCAACAACAACGGCCGACCCGGCACCGACUAUCCCGCGCGUCACACCUCCAGACUCGACCCCAACGGCAACCCGGUGCACCCUACCACGAACAAGCCCAUCCUCUCGACCGACUUUGACGUGGAUUUUCCUUCGGAAUCCUCCAAACCCUGGCGCAAGCCCGGCUCCGACAUCACGGAUUAUUUCAACUACGGCUUCGACGAGUUCACGUGGGCCUCGUACUGCCUGAAACAACAGACCAUGCCCAAGGAGAUCAAGGAGAUCAAUCAACAGGCCGAACAGAUGAAGGCGUUCGUAGAGGGGAUCCCUGGAGGCGGGGGCGGUGCUGGUGGUGGUAUGCCCGGCAUGCCUCCCAUGCCCGGUGGUCCUCCCGGUAACGCAGGAGGAGGAGGAGGAGGCGCUGGUAUGUCAGACAUGUCUGCCAUGGCCAUGCCAAGCGAAGCUCAGAUGCAACAAAUGUUCGCGACCAUGACUUCGCAGGGUCUCGACCCGACGACGAUGGACCCCAACCAGUUCAUGCAGUUCAUGGCCGGUGGUGGAGGUGCCAUGAUGGGAGGUCAAGGCGGCGGACCACCCACAGGGCCGGGAGGCUUUGGAGGAGGUGGCGGCGGUGGUGGUGGUGGAGGCUUCGAUCAAGGUAUCGGUGUCGGUGGUGGCGGAGGCGGCGGCUUUGGACGUGGACGGGGUAAAGGUGGAAGGAGGAAUUGGUAGAGACAGUUUCGUCAUCCGGACUCACCUGAACAUUACUAGCACCGGGGGCGGCGACGACACAGGGAAUUCUGGUUAACCCUCUCAGGGAAACAGGGGGCGUUUAUGCUACGAAAAUGGUUAUGAUGAUUUGCAAUAAAAAGAAGGGAUACCAGAAAGAUACACCAAGGUCGAAAUCGUAGUUUUCGAGGCAUAAAUCUUUGAAAAAACAAAAAUGGUCAAAGAUUACGGAAAAAAGGUACAUCAAAACAUAACUCCCAGCAAGCCGACUUUUUUAUUAGUCGCGAGACGACAACAAUACCAAAUGAGGAGAACUAUCACCUCCAUUAUGUAUGUGUCCUUGACAGAAUUACAAUACGCCGAGAUACCCAAGUGAACCUGAUCUUGUGGGAUUUGAGCUUAUUCCGGCCUAAUCAAGGCGUUUCCUUAGCAGUCAUACCCAGUCGUCGUCCGAGAUUGUUAUCAGCAACCGUUCUCAAAGCCGCUUUGACUCCGAGCUCAUGCAGUGCGGCCUUGGAGCUGUGAUAGCUCGAUCGCACUCUGUCAAUCAGCCCACGUUGUUGUUUGUGACCAACCUCACCUCCCUCGUCAAUAACAACAUCAACGACCUCGUAAGAUGCUUGAGCCCGCUUCUCGACGUCCGACUCAAGAACUCGUUUCCUGUCGCGUUGGCUCCGCUGUUGCAUCCUCUUGGUUUCCAUCGGGUAAUUGGCAGGGAUCCAUGGCGACUGAGCAGCAACGUUGGAAGUUUCCACGGGCCGAGAAAAUCUUCUCCGGAUAGUCGACCAGAACCGAACGAGUGGCCGGGAGAAAGCGAUCAAGAUUGCAAUCAUUGUGAUACCACCCGUAAUACCGACUGUGUGGCAGACGUGGUCAGUAUCGAUGGAAAGUUUUGUCAUGAGAGGAUCAGGGGAAGCAAUCCCUUACAUAGCUUCGGAUAUACCCAGCCAGGGGUAAAUUGCACUGAGCCCGACGAUCGUGGAAAGUCGGUAAUGUUCAGGGCAAAGAGAGAGGCGAGAAAUGAUAGAGGAAGCUAUGGCACUCAUAUGUCAGGACAUUUUUGGGACCGACCACAAUGAACGCUGGUGCUCUUGCGCCUUACGAAGAUGAUUGUGAUGACUGUGAAGACCAUGAGAGUCCUCCCUUGUUCGAUAGUCUCUAGUGCCUGCUUCCGCGACGACACAGCCUCAUUGAUACUCGCUUCAUUCUGUUCGAGGCCCAUGACAUCGAGGAUCUAGGCAAGAGUUUACGGUUAGAACAAACAGAACAGCCAGAAUCUGAAAAGG